Messenger RNA from Drosophila busckii, 915 nucleotides. RefSeq names its product maker616. The record is from RefSeq and is a predicted model, not a curated record. The coding region runs from base 84 to 821 and encodes 245 amino acids. The transcript is spliced from 3 exons. NCBI's taxonomy places the organism in Eukaryota, Metazoa, Arthropoda, Insecta, Diptera, Drosophilidae.
AACACUAUAAUAGUCAGAUAAACAAAAUUGCUGUGAUUCAGAAACAGAAUUUAUUCAUACAUUUUUAUCAAUAUUUGUACUAAAUGGCCAUCAAAAAUAUGCUCAAAAUUAGUGGUUUGAAUCUUUGCAGCAUUGAUAAGGGCUUAAGCAAACUCAAAAACAUUUUGCCAUUUAGAGGAGCUGCAACUUGCAGGCCCAUUGAGAGCCUAACACCAACUCAAAGCGAUCACGACUACUCACGUAUUUCAGCUACAAGUGUGCUGCGAGAGUCGAGCUUGCUCAACAGCAAUGCACUGACAGAGAAACCAUCGGAGAACUUUCUAGCUGAGCAGCGACGUCAGCGUUGCAAAGAAAUUCUUAAGGAGCACUAUUUGCGCAAGUUGCAAGAACGACGACAACAAGAAAGCGAGAUAGGUCAGCUGCCCGAAAUGUCACAGCGUUUACGUGAUAUAAUGGCCAUGGAUGCGGCGCUGUCUGUAACCAAGAAGUCCUAUGGCGAUAAUCUCAAGCUACCUGCAAGCAAUGGAAGCACAAUAAGUGUUAUAGAUUUCAAGCCACAAAAUAACUGCAAUAUGAAUCGCUGGCGCUUAAGAAUACCAUUUCGUAAGCGACUACAAACUCAAGAUCUAAAACUAAAAGUUGUCGAAUCGAUAAGGCUGGGCAAGAAGGCGCGCAAGGUGAUACGGCCACCGGGCAGUGCAGCAGGCUCAAAGAAGCAAAAGGCUCAGCAAAUGCAGUUGGAAAAUAUUCUAAAAUUGAAAACAGUUCAUAGCCUCAAGAUGUGGCAUUUUGGUGCACGAACUAUACCACGCUUGAGUUGAAUGAACUUAUCAUGACGCAACUCAAAUUUAAAGUGUUAACAUAAAUUAUACUUAUAUAUAGCAUAUAAAUUUCGCUUUUAAAUUGUAAGCAAUA